AUGUCCCCUACUCUUCCCCCCGAGGUCGUCUCGAAUAUCCUCAGUCAUGUCACCCCCCUCUGGCACUGGCGCCGCCGUGCCAUGUGGAAAAAUAACUGUGAACGGAUCACGGCGGAGAACGACGUCCGCUGGUUUCUGAGGAUUAGGGGCGUUUGCCGGAUCUUUGAUGAGUGCGUGAUCAAUCAUGUCUUGGCUGCGAUCCGUAGCGGGAAGUUUGAUCAGGACUUACCGAUUCGGCGCGGGCCAGGGACUCGGUCAAUGAGGGAGUUUGUCGGGAGGUUGUUCAAGAGUUUGAUUCGUUCUUGUAAGAAUGGGGAUGGAGUUGGGAGUACGUACCCGAUUGUUCGAUCAACUAUGCGAGGUGUUGAGUUGAGUGUGAAUUUCCUCUCGAAGGAGGAUCAUUCGUCUAACGGCGGGGGUGGUUCUGGUACAGUAGGCGUGGAAGACCUACGGGAGAUGCACACAGAGGCGAUGAUCUCCAUCGUUGUUGCGACUCUCGGCCCAGAUUUGGUGAUUAGGCUUCUAGAAAACAGCCACGGGAAUGGAAACGGGAACGAUGCAGAUGCCAACCGUCAUGAUGAGGAACAAGGGUGGCGCGUUGCUGCUCUCAUGGCAGCUGCGUACUUGGGCCGGAUUGAAGAUAUAAAGAAAAUCCUGGCACUCGGGGUAGCCGUGAAGCCAGACCCGGGGGAUGGGUGGCUCCAUCCGCCCGUCAUGGCGGCGGCGUUGGCUGGACAGGUGGACGUGCUUGAAUUCCUGGUCACGCAGGGCGCGGAUCUGCACAAACUGACUGUUGCUGACGGGGAUAAUGCGGUGCAUUUUGCGGCUUUGGGCGGGCAUGCCGGGGUCGUCGACUGGUUGUUAAGGAAGGGAGUGGAUGGGGACGUUGUGAAUAACAGGGGGGAUACGCCACUUCUGCGCGCUGCCGGGGCGGGAUAUGCGGAUGUUGUGCGGGUUCUUCUUGCCGAGGAAGGGGUGAGGGCUAAUCCUCAGGAUCGGCUGGGGAGAGCGCCUCUGAUUUGGGCGGUCGAGAGGGGGUAUGAGGAUGUGGUGGAGGCGUUUUUAUCUUGUGAGCGAGUGGAUGUGAAUAUUGCAGAUGGAGACGGAGAUGCCAACCCAAUAACGCCGUUGGUUCUGGCUGCUGCGAUGGGGCAUGAGAAUAUCUUCAGGUCUCUACUUGCACAUCCUAGAGUUCACAUCUGGGUGCCUACAAUCUUCAGACGAGUCAUCACAGGCGGUAACGUCAAUAUCCUCAAAGCAAUGAUCGCCUUGACGAUGGGCACGGAGCUGAAAAAGCAUUUUCUGGAUGGUAAUGCGCUCCUCCUCGCCGCCGAGCUGGGAACCGAAGAAGUUCUCCGAUACCUACUCUCCUUUGGCGAAGUCGACAUAAACUACCGUGACAGCUCUGAAGCGACGUCGGGCAUGACACUCCUCGACGCCGCCAUUCUCUCCAACAGUGUCGGCCAUGUCAACGCCAUUCUUGAACAUCCAGAUUUAAACAUGAGCCUCAUCACGGCACCAGAUAGAACCCAACUAUCGCCACUCCAUAUUGCAGCACAGCAGGACCCGCUGGAUGCAGGUAUCGUAGCUGUGCUGGUCGCGCACCCCGAGAUCGACACGCAGAUGGUCAACAUCCUUGUUGCGCAGCCGGGUGUAGAUGUAUCCCCCAUUGACGGUUGGGGAAUGACGCCACUGCACUACGCCGCUGAGAAUGGACAUCGGAAUAUCGUGAGAAUAAUCCUCGAUAGCCCCGGGACUAACGCAUGGCACACCAGCAUAUACGAUAAGACCCCGCUGGCGCUUGCGGCUGAAAGAGGACACCUUGAUAUCGUGAAAUUUUUGCUGGACUCGAGGCAGCAGGUCCCCGGGGAUGCAGUGUGGAAGGCUUUGAGCUCUGCGAGUAGUGCAAGGGCGAAGUUUCAGCUUGGGUUGGAGACUUUGCAGAGCCGGGGUGAGGGGAUUUCAGUCAAAGAAAGGUUGCUGAGGGACACAUAUUCGCGGCGUUUGAACGAGGUGCGUGAUAUAUUAUUAUUAUUCUGUGAUUAUUUGGAGCGUGGGAAUUAG
Molecule: messenger RNA, 2064 nt
Organism: Aspergillus fumigatus Af293
Lineage: Eukaryota; Fungi; Ascomycota; Eurotiomycetes; Eurotiales; Aspergillaceae
Product: ankyrin repeat protein
Exons: 3
Coding region: 1-2064 (687 amino acids)
Molecular function (GO): protein binding
Source: RefSeq, a predicted model, not a curated record